AUGUUCCCCGGAUCAGGACGCCAUUCGUACAACAACCAAGGCCCACCCCAAGGCCCUCCACCUGGCAACUACGGCCCUCCACAGGGACCUCCACCAGGCAGCUACGGAGGCAAUUACGGCCCUCCACAGGGACCACCCCCAGGCAACUAUGGCGGCAACUACGGUGGCAACUAUGGACCUCCGCAGGGCCCUCCUCCUGGCAACUACGGGGCUCCCCAAGGACACUCUGGCGGUGCUCCUCAGCACUACAGCAACACUCCGCACCAGGACUACAACCGUCCCAUGGCGCCUCCCCCCAACGCCCCUCAGUCGUUUGGCCAAAACACCAACAUGACCUUCCAGUACUCCAACUGUCAGGGUAAGAAGAAGGCGCUUUUGGUGGGUAUCAACUACUUCGGCAGCAAGAACGAGUUGAGAGGGUGCAUCAACGACGUCAAGAACAUGAGCAACUUCUUGGUCAACCACUGGGGCUACAAGUGGGACGACAUUGUGAUUCUCACUGAUGACCUGCGUGAGCGCGCCAGAAUCCCCACCAAGGACAACAUGAUCCGUGCUAUGCAGUGGUUGGUCAAGGACGCGCGUCCCAACGACUCGUUGGUGUUCCACUACUCGGGACACGGAGGCCAGACCGAGGACUUGGAUGGCGACGAGGAGAGCGGGUUCGACGACGUGGUGUACCCGCUCGACUUCGAGCAGGUGGGCCACAUCGUGGACGACGACAUGCACGCCAUUAUGGUGCGGCCAUUGCCUCCUGGGUGUCGUUUGACGGCCUUGUACGACUCGUGCCACUCGGGAACCGCUUUGGACUUGCCGUACGUGUACUCCACCAAGGGUGUGGUCAAGGAGCCCAACUUGUUGAAGGACACCGGGAUGGGUGCGUUGAGUGCAUUCAUGUCGUAUGAGUCGGGUAACAUCGGCGGCGCGCUCAAGUCGCUCUCGGGAAUUGUGAAAAAUGUGCUGAGAAGCGGCAGCUCCAACAGGGAACAGGUCAAGGCGGUCAAGGCUUCUCCUGCAGACGUCAUCUCGUUCAGUGGAUGCAAGGACGACCAGACCAGUGCCGAUGCCCAGGAGGCGGGCCAGGCCACGGGAGCCAUGAGCUGGGCGUUCAUCAAGGUGUUGAACGAGAUGCCCAACCAGACCUACUUGUCGUUGUUGAACAACAUGAGGACACUUUUGGCCCAGAAGUACUCGCAGAAGCCCCAGUUGAGUGCGUCGCACCCGCAGGACAUGAACAUCCAGUUUGUGAUGUGA
This is a messenger RNA of Suhomyces tanzawaensis NRRL Y-17324, 1251 nucleotides long. RefSeq names its product Ca(2+)-dependent cysteine protease (gene MCA1). Bases 1 to 1251 code for a protein of 416 amino acids. The transcript has a single exon. Gene Ontology annotation, molecular function: cysteine-type endopeptidase activity. The record is from RefSeq and is a predicted model, not a curated record. NCBI's taxonomy places the organism in Eukaryota, Fungi, Ascomycota, Pichiomycetes, Serinales, Debaryomycetaceae. Gene Ontology annotation, biological process: proteolysis.